Messenger RNA from Neodiprion virginianus, 3023 nucleotides. RefSeq names its product F-box/SPRY domain-containing protein 1 (gene Fsn). Gene Ontology annotation, molecular function: protein binding. Lineage: Eukaryota; Metazoa; Arthropoda; Insecta; Hymenoptera; Diprionidae. Gene Ontology annotation, cellular component: SCF ubiquitin ligase complex; synapse. Gene Ontology annotation, biological process: synapse assembly involved in innervation; proteasome-mediated ubiquitin-dependent protein catabolic process. The record is from RefSeq and is a predicted model, not a curated record. The transcript is spliced from 4 exons. The coding region runs from base 37 to 801 and encodes 254 amino acids.
UGUAUUUUGUUCCGUCGUUCACGUAGGACCGGCAAAAUGGACGAUAUAGCGUCAAGGGUUCCCGAUCAUGUUUUAGAAGUGAUAUUUUCCUACUUAAAAUUGCACGAUUUGCGAAAUUGUUCCUUGGUGUGUAAGAACUGGUAUAGAAUUUUGAACGAUGAGAAUAAUGAUGUAUGGCGGUUACACUGUAUUAGAAAACUCGCUGAAGAAGCGCUCAAGUCGGAUUUACUGUCAUCGGUUCCCACCUAUAAAGCCAAAUUACGAGCUUUUUACCAUGCUUGGAACCCUGACGAUUGUUCCCGCAAUAUUUACAUCAAACCAAACGGGUUCACUUUGCACCGAAAUCCAGUCGCUCAAAGUACAGAUGCCUCUCGGAGUAAGAUAGGAUUCCGCCAUGGACGUCAUGCGUGGGAGGUAAUUUGGGAAGGUCCUUUGGGAACCGUAGCUGUGAUAGGAAUAGCAACGAAAGAAGCAUCUCUACUCUGCCAAGGGUAUGUAGCUCUACUUGGUUCCGACGAACACUCUUGGGGAUGGAACCUUGUCGACAAUCAUUUGUUACACAAUGGGGAUGCACAAGGCAAUUAUCCUCUUCUUAACAACGCUCCAAAGUAUCAGAUUGGUGAGAAAAUAAGAGUAAUACUGGAUUGUGAUGACAACACACUGUCCUUUGAAAAAAACUAUGAAUUCCUGGGUGUAGCGUUUAGAGGAUUACCCGACAAGAGAUUAUACCCGUCCGUAUCGGCUGUUUAUGGUAAUACAGAAGUUUCAAUGGUAUAUCUUGGACCACCUUUGGAUGGCUAACACUUUUUGCAAAAUUUUGAAGUAAACUUGCAACACUCUCUCAAGCAUGUGCCACGCGAGGAUAGUCUGUUAAAAUAUAUCUACGUUUAAGUAGAACUUCCACUAAGGCGAGUCCAAAAAAACGCGUAUAAAUAAUGGAUAAGUGUAAAAAAUGAGCAUCGCAAUUCGAAGCAUUGGCGACAAUUGCGUACAUAGCUUGUUUAUUGAACUGUUUAUACCGUAGAGCAUUAAUUUUCUGAACAUCAGUUAUCCAAAAUAUUAAUUAUCAGAGCAAUGAUUCGGUUUAUCCAAAUCGUCAGUUAUCAUAAAGAUUAUUUACUUUGAAUUUCCGGUUUUUCGCAUAACAGGCCGCUACAUAUAUUAUUGUGUGACAUUGUAAGCACAAACUUGCACGGCGUACCUCUUCUCCACCUACCAGACAGGAGUUUGCACACAUUUGGCUUUCCAGUGUCAGUUCCUACUCAUCUGCAGAGCUGUGAAAAAAGUGAGCCCCGAUAUUGAAUCUGAUGUUUUAUGUACAUAUUCUAUUACGUUCAACGAAUUAGGGGUUGAUUCCCACACUGUUUGGUUAUACGAAAACUCGAUAAUCUAAAUGAUUGCCACCCCCAAUUAGUUCGAAUAAUAGACGCUCUACUGUAGUUUGAAUCUGGUUAAGUUGCAUUUCACUCACUUGCCAACCAAGCUAGUAUUGGUACAUUGACUCGAUUACCCUUCUAAAUGCUAAUGCUGAUGGUUAAGCAUCGUAGCAAUUGCUAUUGCGUGGAUAUUUUGAGCGCUCGAUUAUGUCCUAUACGUAAUUGAAAAAAUUAUAUUAUUAAUUAUAUUAACUCUACACAGUUAAAUAUGCUCAAAGUCUUUGUAAGUGAGCUUUUGAUUCAUGCAGAAAUGUCAACAUGGAAUUUUGAAGAGUAUAAUUGUGCGAGAAUAAUGUAUAACAAUGUACUGAAGUUCAUUGCUAGUAACAUAACAAUACUGAUUUCAAGAUACCAAUCAAGUCAGUGAUGUAUCCUAUAGCUUGAUUCUAUGAAAGUUCCGGUGAAUUUGUUAUCUUGAAAUACCACAGUGUAAGAAUAAUUAUUUUUUAAGAAAUUGUAUAUUUCCAUAGGCUAUGACCGACUACUUUCUGACAAUUAUAAAUAGCAACCUUUUUAUAAAAGCUAAAGCAGGUAGUGUGUGUGUGUGAGUUAAAAAUUAACAAAGUGGGAGAGACAGUCGUAAUAAGCAAAACAAUGUUCUAAUGUACAUAUUUAUUGGUAAUUAUUACUAUUUAUUAAGAAUUACCCUAGGUAGAAUUCGUCGAUUAUUUUUUCUAAACUUUUGUACAGAAUCGUGUACAUAGUGAUUAUUGCAUCUGUGAAAAAUAAACUUUUUUUCAGAAGUGUCCGUAUGGUUUUAGUUAAGGUGUAUUUUAAAUGCUGUUUGUUAAGUUUGUGCUCAGUGUUUCAAAAUAGUUUAUUACUCAAACUAAUCACAAGAGUAUGCAUUAAACCCGAUUGGUCUUUCCAUUUGAAACUGUGGAAUGCAACGAGUAGUGCCUUUAAUACCGUCAAAUUUUAAUGUGGUUUCACAAAUACAAAAAUACUGACAGAUACGAUACAGGAAGAGAUAUCAGUUACAUGUAAUAUCUCAAAACAUCUAAUUCCACAACAAAAUAUCUCGCAAAAUAACCCCAGCAAUAAUAACCCACAACAAUAAUAUCAUGAGACAAAACUUUAUAACACAAAAUAACCGUAGACAAAACAUCUCGAGGUGAUGGAACACUGUUUUUGUUGUAUGCAAUUUGUUGGUGUGUGUGGGAUUAGUGGGGUUAUUCAGUUCCUGUUCUUUUGUCACGGGUUAUUUAGCUAUGUUAUUUGGUCCCUGUUUAUUUUGUCUCGAGUUAUUUUGUCGUUUGAUAUUCUUGUGACUAGUUAUUGUUUUGUAGAUAGCUGAGAUGGUUAUUUUGUUGUUGAGAUAUAUUCACGUCCCACCGAGGUAUCACUUUAAUGAUAAUUUAAGAUUUAUAUGAUGCCUGGUAAGUUGUUAUUUUUCCUAGUCCUUCUAGCACUGCAAUCUUGUAAUAAUUUUUUAACAAAAUUUUUAGAUAAGUUUUUUUUUUUUGCCAUAAUUCUGCGCAAAAGUUUCAAUUUUGGCUUUUCACUUUUUACUCAUUGAAAGUAUGACGGCCCAUUGGUAACUGCUACUCAUCAGGGUAUUUUGUGAAAUAUAUUUGAAAAAUGAAA